AAAACUUAGACUCAUUAAACCAAAUAAUUCUCGAUUACUCAUAAUCAAAAACAUUAAAUAAGAUGGCUGGUGAUGUGAAAUAUGAUUCUCUGCCUUUUAUUGAUUCUAGUGGAAGAGACUAUUUUGAAGCUGGAUCAGAUUUUGAUAUUGACACAAGCAUAGACAAUUUUGAGUUAAAAAGUGAAUCUGUUGAGCAUAUCCAGCUAAACCAAAAAAAAUCAUUUGACAUUUUUAAAGAUAAGUAUCUUGACUCAUCAAAAGUAGAUUUUUCUGACAGAAUUUCAACAUCUGAUAAGGCUGGCUACGACUCUAAAACUGUUUAUGAAAUUAUUGCUGAGAAAGCAUCCAUUGAGACACCACACCAGAAAUAUCAUCGUUUACAAUCCGAAAUCCAGUCACUUGUUGAGGAGGUUCAAUCUCUUAAGGAUUCUGAAAAUAAAGAUGCAUCAGCAGUUUCAUUAUCAAGUGAGGUGUUGUGUUUGCAAAAACAGCUUCAUGAUUUGCAGUUAGAAAAAUACUUUGGACCUCAUGUAUUUGCGUCACAUGGAGUUCAACCCUUGACAAGGCAAAUUGUUGAUCAACUUCAGUCAAUUAAAACAAAAAUGCCAGACAAUAAAGAUCCAUCUCACAAGGAUGUUGUCUACGAAAUUUACUAUCGUCCUGAGCAUUCUAAGUUUGCGUUAUUGGCUAAAAUAAGCGAACUAGAAGCUAAGCUAAAAGCUAUUGAAACUGCUGUUGGUAUAGAUAAUCCUAAAUUGCAAAGGAUUAUAUCUGAUUCAUCAGGCAACUCACUAAUGGAUACAACAGAGCAAUUACAUGCUAAGCUUUCACUUUUUGAUAUUACACACAUCGAAAUUAUUAGUGCUCGUCUUCAGGGGUUGCUUCAUUGCAUCAAUGAGAUUUCACAAAGAAAAGACACAAUUGAAAAUGUGAUCAAUCAAACCAAAAUAGAUGAGUUAUACUCUUUAAUAAAAAGUUGGGACAGCGUUGCAACUGUUGUACCUGAUUUAAUAGAGCGAUUAAAAGCUUUGAGCGUUCUGAAUGAGCAAGCUACCUCAUUUUUCCAAUCUAUGGAAAAUUUGACAAUUAAUCAAACUGAAGUCCGAGAUCUUCUUCGCACCGAAAAAGAUACACUAAAUAAAUUUGAAAAAAGUUUUGCUGAGAACAUUGCUUCUAUUCAAAAGAAUUGCGAAGGACUUGAUAAAAGGAUAGAAAGUCUCAUGAAGAAAAUUGCUACAUAGACAUGUUUUGAUCAGAAGAUUUAGCAAUAUUACUUAGCAUUUUUACUUAAUAGAUUUCGAGACAUCAAUCAA
Hydra vulgaris (swiftwater hydra) is the source of this 1313-nucleotide messenger RNA. RefSeq names its product dynactin subunit 2-B. Gene Ontology annotation, cellular component: cytoplasm; centrosome; dynactin complex. Gene Ontology annotation, biological process: mitotic spindle organization. The record is from RefSeq and is a predicted model, not a curated record. NCBI's taxonomy places the organism in Eukaryota, Metazoa, Cnidaria, Hydrozoa, Anthoathecata, Hydridae.